Messenger RNA from Penicillium vulpinum, 948 nucleotides. RefSeq names its product PhzF family phenazine biosynthesis protein. The transcript has a single exon. The record is from RefSeq and is a predicted model, not a curated record. Gene Ontology annotation, cellular component: cytoplasm. Gene Ontology annotation, biological process: biosynthetic process. Lineage: Eukaryota; Fungi; Ascomycota; Eurotiomycetes; Eurotiales; Aspergillaceae. Gene Ontology annotation, molecular function: isomerase activity. The coding region runs from base 1 to 948 and encodes 315 amino acids.
AUGACUCACAUCAACUUUGUCACUCUCGAUGUCUUUACAUCAACACCCUACUCUGGCAACCCGCUAGCAGUAGUCUUCCUCCCAGAAGACGACUCAGCCGCUCUGACACAGAGCCAGAAGCAAACUGUCGCACAGGAAUUCAAUCUUGCCGAGACUAUCUUCGUGCAUCCAGUACGCGAGAAAAGCAAGCGCACCAUCGACAUCUUUACCACAGACUGCGAAAUCCCCUUCGCAGGCCAUCCCACCAUUGGCGCAGCCUCCUGGUUCCUGAACCACUCAACCAACCCCGCGGAUGGAAAUGGCAUCACCACCCUCGUGACUAAGUCCGGUGAUAUCCCCAUCUCCAUCCAGAAUCACGAGACCAACCAAAUCGCUGCACAUAUUGCGCAUAAUACGCAUAUUCAUGAUGCGCGGCUCACCUUAAAGGAGUUGGCGAGGCUGCACCCGACGCUGGCGCCGUUCUUUACACAGCCAGAUGUUACUUUCCCGUGCUUUUCGAUUGUCAACGGGAUGAGUCAGGUGUUUGUUGAGCUUCCUUCACUUGAGGCGUUGGCUGCUGUUACGUCUGCGACCGGCGGGGAGCUGGUUUCUGAUAAUUAUCUUGAUGAAGGGUGGAGGACUGGAUUAACCUGUGUGUAUUUCAUUGUCCGAGAUGUGGAGGAUAGUGUCAUGAAGAAAAAGGUUAUUCGGUCCAGGAUGAUACUGGGAACUGUGGAGGAUCCAGCUACUGGCAGUGCGGCUAGUGGGUUGGCGGCGUACUUGGCGCUCACAGAGGGCAAGGCAGGUGAGAAUUAUCAGUACCAUGUUGUGCAGGGCGUUGAAAUGGGACGCCGGAGUGAGAUUGGUGUUGGGGUUACUUUGGACGGUGACAAGAAAAUCGCACAGGUUGUGCUGACAGGCACUGCUGUCAGCGUAUCUGAGGGCAAGAUUCUGGUUCCUCAUGCCUGA